AUGAAGCUGAAUCCUAGUAAAUGUGCUUUCGGAGUAUCAUCAGGGAAAUUCCUUGGCUUUAUGGUCUCCCACAGGGGAAUUGAAGUGAAUCCUGAUAAAAUUCAAGCAAUACUGGACAUGAAGCCUCCGCAGAGUACCAAGGAGAUCCAAUCUCUUACUGGACGAGUCGCUGCACUCAACAGGCAUGCCAUAAAAGCUCAAGCAUUAGCAGAUUUCAUUGCGAAAUUUACCCCAAGUCAUGAUGAGACAGAAGGCAGUGACAGAUGGGUCGUCCAUGUGGAUGGAUCAUCUACAAAGUAUGCAGGUGGAAUUGGUGUGGUUUUACAAUCCUCAAAAGGAGACAAAUUGAGGCAUAAGGUUUGUCUACAGUACCAAGCAACUAACAAUGAAGUCGAGUAUGAAGCCCUUCUCAAAUGGCUAAAAUUGGCUAAGUCUGUGGAAGCCAAGUCUAUACUCGUCCUGGGUGAUUCUCAGUUGGUCAUGGGGCAAGUAAAUGGAAUGUACAAAGUAAAGGAGGAACGGAUGAGGAAAUACCUUAGUAGGGUGAUGCGCCUAAUGAAGAGAUUUGAAAAAACUGAAUUCGUUCAAAUCCCAAGGGAGGAAAAUGUGGAAGCUGAUACUAUAGCGAAAGAAGCCUCAGCAAAUGAAUCUGUGGACGAAUCUGAUGAAAUUCAGUACAUGCCAAGCAUAGAUAUUCCGGAAGUACAACAGGUGGAAAACAGAGGAAACUGGAUGACCUCGAUUAUAUCAUACUUGAAAUACGGACAGCUACCAGAAGAGAAAGACAAAGCAAGGAAGCUGAGGGUGAGAUCGGCUAGAUACGUACUUCUGAACGAAGUGUUAUACAAGAGGGGCUUUUCUCAACCUUAUCUUAGGUGCUUGGCUCCGGACGAAGCAAAUUAUGUACUGAGGGAAGUUCAUGAAGGAGCAUGUGGCAAUCACUCCGGAGCCAGGUCCCUUGUCUACAAGGUCGUCCGUGCAGGGUAUUACUGGCCAAAUAUGCAAGCUGAUGCUAAAACGUACGUCAAGGUCUGCGACCAAUGUCAACGAUUUAGCAACGUCCCCAGACAACCAUCAAAGUACCUCACCCCGAUGAUGGCACCGUGGCCCUUUGCACAAUGGGAACUAGACAUUUUGGGUCCCUUUCCUCAGGCCAUAAGGCAGAUGAAAUUUUUAGUUGUGGGCAUCGAUUACUUCACAAAAUGGGUGGAAGCUGAACCGUUGGCAACAAUCACACAACAAAAUGUUAAGCACUUCGUGUGGAAGAACAUUGUAUGCAAAUUCGAAGGGCCCAAGGUAUUGGUAUCUGAUAACGGACGACAAAUCACUAUUCCUCACCCGCUCAUCCUCAAGCAAAUGGCCAAGCUGAAAUGA
Messenger RNA from Quercus robur (English oak), 1374 nucleotides. RefSeq lists its product as uncharacterized. The transcript is spliced from 3 exons. Gene Ontology annotation, molecular function: RNA-DNA hybrid ribonuclease activity; nucleic acid binding. The record is from RefSeq and is a predicted model, not a curated record. The coding region runs from base 1 to 1374 and encodes 457 amino acids. Lineage: Eukaryota; Viridiplantae; Streptophyta; Magnoliopsida; Fagales; Fagaceae. Gene Ontology annotation, biological process: DNA integration.